Molecule: messenger RNA, 2806 nt
Organism: Papaver somniferum (opium poppy)
Lineage: Eukaryota; Viridiplantae; Streptophyta; Magnoliopsida; Ranunculales; Papaveraceae
Product: alpha-galactosidase 1-like
Exons: 17
Coding region: 219-584 (121 amino acids)
Biological process (GO): carbohydrate metabolic process
Molecular function (GO): hydrolase activity, hydrolyzing O-glycosyl compounds
Source: RefSeq, a predicted model, not a curated record
CUGAUGUGUUGGUAUCAACAGGUUUAGCCAAGCUUGGGUAUGAAUAUGUUAACCUAGAUGAUUGUUGGGGUGAAUCUGAUCGUGACUCAGAGGGUAAUUUGGUCGCAAAAAAAUCAACUUUCCCAUCAGGGAUCAAGGCUCUUGCUGAUUAUGUUCACAUCAAAGGUCUUAAGCUAGGAAUUUACGCGGAUUCAGGGCGGCGGACAUGUACUGGAACAAUGCCAGGUUAUCUUAAUCAUGAAGAACAAGACGCUAAAACUUUUGCUUCAUGGGGGAUUGAUUAUUUGAAGUAUGAUAACUGUUUCAAUGACGAUAUAAAGCCAACAAUAAGAUACCGUAUAAUGAGCAGAGCUCUUAAUCAGACAGGACGUCCUAUAUUCUUUUCUAUAUGCGAAUGGGGAGAUAUGCACCCGGCUUUAUGGGCUGGUGACUGGGGAAACAGUUGGAGAACUGCUAAUGACAUCAGCAAUCCUUGGAUAAGCAUGCUUUAUACAGCGGACAUGAAUGAAGUGUAUGCUGAUUAUGCCAAGCCAGGAGGUUGGAAUGGUUAUGAUUUCUCGAAGAUCCGGAUAUGCUCGAAGUAGGAAAUGGAGGAAUGAAGUUUGGUGAGUAUGUGGUGCAUUUCAGCAUUUGGGCGAUUUCUAAGGCACCCCUUCUCCUUGGAUGUGAUAUAUGAAACACCACAACUGAGACCAUGGUGAUCAUUGACAAUAAAGAGGUCAUUGAUGUUAAUCAAAAUUAAUUAAUCCAGGAGAAAAUUUGAUGAGAUUCAAUUUCAACAUCGAAGAGCUCAUGGUUCAAAGAGAAUGGAAAGCUCAAGAGUCAUCCUGUGUGCAGUCUGUCUACAAUUAAAUAUCGCUUGGCUAUAAAAAGUCAACAAGGACCGAGUUGUGGUGAAGGCAAGACUAGAAAUUGAUGGUGCAACCUGGAAUGUGACAUGUGUUAGCAUGGGAAAUCCUCAUUGUCUUACUUUCUCAACAAGUGAAUGCAAGCAGCGAUAUUCGAACUUCGAAGGUCGGAAGAGAAACUAAAUAUUAUUGAUCAAAGAUUAAUUGAAAUGCAACUAAUGUGGAAGAGGGGUGAUGGUACUUGACUGGAUUAUGUGGUUUUUUGUACACAUAAUUGAAAGUAUAAUCCUUGUACAUAGUCUUUUAGUUAACGUUGUUUUUUUCUUUUCACACUAUCAUCGCUGUGUUAUUAAUUUGAUAUUCUUUGUGCCGGUUAAUAAGUGUGGUUCAUUGGCAAAAAUGCAUUUUCCUGCAUGUAAAUAUAUGAACAGCUGCCACAACUAGGCGAAAAAAGUAGUAAAAAGUGUGUCCGAUGGCAAACACUAUUUGCAUCCUCUUAGUGCAGUGACUAAUAACUUCUUUAAAUUCUACAGUGAUUAAUAACUUCUUCUGAUUUGAUUCAUUGUAAGCCAUGAAAGAUAAUCGGAGGGAGGAAUUAUCAACUUCAAAGUUAAUUUGGCAGCAAUCUCAGCAUGGGGAUAGUGUUCAUUGAGUUGCUUGCUGGGAACUCCAAAUGAAUAUCAAUGUCCAGGGGUAAGAUAGCUAAUGGAUUGAGAUGAAUAUCCACAAUGGUCUCCCCAGAAGUUGUUGAUAUGAACAACAAGACGCACAGAAAACCAGGGUGGUGGAAUGAAAAAUUUAUCAACGCAGACAUAGACAGCAGUGGUUGUCUCAAUUUUACAGAAUUUAACGAUUUCCUUCAUGUACCCCGAAGAAGGUGACAGUGAAAAUAUUCAAAUGUGGGAUAAUGGUGUCGAGAACCUUAAUUGGCUGCUGCUUACUUGAGUUUAUCCCACUUGUUUCUUUUUGCUGGAAAAGGUUCAUGUCUCUUGGCAUUUAUGUUACCAUCCUUCUAUACGUGUACAUAUUGGUGCACCUAUAAUAUUGUGCAUAUUGGUGCACCUGUAACAAGAUGAGUGCAUGUGAAUUUCACUACCAUUCUCAUCCUAGAAACAAUCCUAUUUUAUUUUUCUUUGACCAAACCCAAAAUAAACAUGCUUAUCAUUUUUAGUAAACUCUAAAUAGAAACUAUGCCUAUCUUUAUGAUUGUGAAACAGAUUAGUGCUUAGUUCUAUAAGAUCUUGCAACUAGUAUUAUGAAGGUGCCUUUGUAUUUUGGAAUUGUUAAAAAUAGGUUUGGGUUUGUUUGAAUUUGUUUGUUCUGGGAACUAAUCUGAUUACCUUUACUUGUUAUGAAGAAGGAAGAAUUAUUAUAACUGUUUCAGUGGGCUAAGAUAUAAGAACUCAUUUGGAACAAAUGCAAACACAUCGACUUUUCCCAUGAUUAGACCUAGUAAUUCAUGCGCAGGUGGCAGCAAAGUUAGAGCUGCAGUUGUUUCUGGGGAUGAACAUGUUAAAUCAUCAGGAGCAUUUGAGACACUGGCAGCAGAUAUGCUUCCUACAACUGAUGAUUUAUGUAUGCACAAGGAUGAGCCUGAUUGGGAUACACCAACGGGGGAAGUCAGUUCCAUAGGUGAUGCAAUUGAAGAUAUUCGUCAAGGCAAGAAGGCGGUUGUUGUUGAUGACGAAGACGAUAGAGAAAAUGAAGGAGAUUUAAUAAUGGCAGCAGAGUUGGCAAACUUGUCAUUAUUGUGGAUGAUUCCAGUUGUAUAUGGUGUAUGUGGUGUACAAACUGGUCAUGAGUCUUUGGAUUUUCUUGACUACUGUAGAUGUGUACAUGUUUGUACACUAGUGUAAACUUAGAUUUCAAAAAAAAUAAGAAUUAUAUAGUCAGAUGGUACUCUUUUUUGUAGCUCUCGGAAAGAGCUUUCGUAAUAUAUAAAGUUUACGAAUUUUCAA